Cherax quadricarinatus is the source of this 1148-nucleotide messenger RNA. The record is from RefSeq and is a predicted model, not a curated record. Lineage: Eukaryota; Metazoa; Arthropoda; Malacostraca; Decapoda; Parastacidae.
GAGAUAAGAUAAGAACACCAACUAAAAGGAAACUUACUCGCUGGCCUUGAUAGUUCGUGCACAUCACUGUGUUCUACAUAUCGAUGGCAUAAUCUCGAAAUAAUUUUUUUAGGGCGCUUGUUUCUCCUCAUUUUUCCGGGUAUAGAUUAUGGGACACCAGAUACAUUUAUUUUUCUGUGACAUUUUCUCGAACUUUGUGAGGGAGCCUGUUACCAAUCCUAAUGUAGCGUGAGUGUGUCACACUUCCCAGGGUUUAGGUAGCCAGUUCACCAUUCUUGUUUGAGAAGGCUUGUUUAUGGGCUCUGUCAGUAAUUCAGUUUCAAGUUUGGGAAUUAUUUCAGCCCCAGACACUGGAAGACAAGACUCAACACAACUUGCUAUAUAGAAGCCCUUAUUUACAAACAACAACAAUCACGUAUUUGACAUACAUUGUCCUGGAAUGAUGUCAGCAGAACCAGAUUAUGGAGCUGCUCUUGGGCUCAUCAAACACCUUCCUACAGAGGAACUUCGUGAUCUUGUGAACAAUGAUGAUAAGCUCACUGAGCUUAUGAAGGACCUACCACAGAUGAAGAACUUAGCAAGUGAACAAGAAAUGUUACUAGCAGCAAACAAAUCCUUGGCAGAAUUCAAUUUGUCCCUUGAACCUAAAUUGUCACAGGCUAAGCAGAACCUAAUUUCAAAAUAUGAAGAAGCAGCUCAGUUGUCUGAAGAAGUUAAUGCCUUGAAAGGAGAAAUUGAUUCCACAAGUGGACAGUACUCAGCUGAUACACUUCAGGCCUUGUUGCAAACUGCUGCACAUGAGAUUGAAGAGGAAACUGAGAAUCUGGUCCAGUCCUUCCUUGAGAAACAACAUGAUGUAGAUGACUUCUUGUCUGAAUUCCUUUCGAAGAGGAAAACAGCACACUUACGGCGGAUUAAAGCAGAAAAAAUUGAAGAUAUUUUAAAUAAACAGAGUAGCACACACAGCUCACCAUAUACUUCCCAGCCUUCUACUGGUGGUGGUGUUGGGUAUGGAGCCAAUCAGUGGUCUUCGCCAUACCCCUCCCAACCAAUGAAUAUGCCUAUGCCUGGGUACCAUUAAUUUACUGGGCAAAACCUAAUUAAGUAAUAGUUGAAUUUUGUAAAAGUUCCUUGUGGUACAGUGUGUG